Molecule: messenger RNA, 2635 nt
Organism: Stegostoma tigrinum
Lineage: Eukaryota; Metazoa; Chordata; Chondrichthyes; Orectolobiformes; Stegostomatidae
Product: serine/threonine-protein kinase Nek6-like
Exons: 10
Coding region: 402-1346 (314 amino acids)
Biological process (GO): protein phosphorylation
Molecular function (GO): protein kinase activity; ATP binding
Source: RefSeq, a predicted model, not a curated record
CUCCCUCAGUAUGGCAAACAUUUGCUUUCACAGAGCCUGGCUUUUCAAUCUACCCUCUCCCUCACUCCUCAUGCAGUGUUUGCCAAAAGCCAAAAGGCCAGGUUUAGGCAAAAACGGAAGGUUUCAGUCAUUUUUUCACGCAAAGUCAAUGUUCCCUCCCCUUCGACAAAAAACAGCCCAAACGUUCCUACUGGGAGGCCUGCGUGGCAUGUAAGUUGAAACAGGCUGAGAAAGAGAGUGGAUUUUUCAAGGAGCGCAAACACAAGUAGUUCACCAAAGACGAUUUCCUUCCAGAAUGCCAUGGUUCGUUUAAUCAGUUUUCCAUAAUCUACAGUUCUUGUGCCACUUCACAGGCUACAGGUCGCGGAUUAACAAAAAAAGCCUCGUGGUGACAUGCUACAAUGGAGCAGCAACAGAACCAUAACCCACAUGCUCUAGGAAUUCAGAGCAACCUCCUUUAUAAACCAGGCAUGGGCUAUCAGCAAGAUGCUCAGAGGCAUAUCCCAACGUACACCUACCACAGCCGACUAGCAGAUUUCCAAAUCGAGAAGAAAAUCGGCCGAGGACAGUUCAGCGAAGUGUAUCGAGCAACUUGCCUUCAUAAUGGAAAAGCAGUUGCACUAAAAAAAGUCCAGGUGUUUGAAAUGAUGGAUGCUAAAGCAAGACAAGACUGCAUCAAUGAGAUUGACCUUUUAAAGCAAUUGAAUCACCCCAACAUAAUUAAGUACACGGACUCAUUUAUUGAGGACAAUGAGCUGAACAUCGUUCUGGAGUUAGCAGAUGCAGGCGAUCUCUCUCAGAUGAUUAAGUACUUCAAAAAGCAAAAGAGGCUAAUCCCAGAAAGAACGAUAUGGAAAUAUUUUGUGCAGCUAUGCAGUGCAGUUGAACACAUGCACUCCCGAAGGGUGAUGCACAGAGACAUCAAGCCAGCAAAUGUGUUCAUAACUGCAACAGGAGCAGUCAAGCUGGGGGACCUAGGGCUGGGACGAUUUUUCAGCUCCAAAACCACAGCAGCACACUCUUUAGUUGGAACACCUUACUAUAUGUCCCCAGAGAGAAUACAUGAAAAUGGUUAUAACUUCAAAUCAGAUAUCUGGUCACUUGGCUGUUUAUUGUAUGAGAUGGCUGCACUCCAGAGUCCAUUUUAUGGAGAUAAAAUGAAUCUCUUCUCUCUCUGUAAAAAGAUCGAACAAUGUGACUACCCACCUCUUCCAGCGGAGCACUAUUCUGAAAAGUUAAGAGAGUUGGUGAUCAUGUGCAUCAAUGCUGAAGCAGAUCUUCGACCUGACAUUAGUUACAUGCAUCAGAUAGCCAAGCAGAUGCAUGGAUGGACACCAAGCACCUGAACAUGUUAAACUGGAUGGAAAUUUACAAAAGAACAAUUAUCUCACAAUCCUGCUUGAAUAUUGUUUUAAAAAAGUGAAACACCGCAGUGAUGAUUUCAAGAAAGCAGAAUUAUUAAUGGAAUAUAAUUGAGCCAUUUGAAGUUAGCAGCACUGUAAAGACUGAUACUGUUAGAUUAGCUUCCAGCAAUUGUAGGAUGGUUAAGCUCUGUUGUUUUGUCCAGUGAAAAAGAAAUUAUAAAGUCUUCAUGGUUCCAUGUUACUUUAGAAAAAUAUAUUUAUGGAUGUACUUUCUAAUUUCGUACACAUCUCUUUAUAAAUUACGAUAAUGUAAAGGUAAAAUACAUGAGAUUGUGCUUAGACCAAACAAAAAUCAGAACAUGCUACAGGUUUCGACAUAUCGAUAAAGAUUACAAACAAGAUAUGCUCAACUGGACAGAAAAAUAAAUGAUCUAUAAAUAAUAAUAAAAGUUGAUAGUUUUACUAACGUUAAUUUAGAAAGAAACAAAUCUACUUCUCUUUUCACUUAUUUAGCAUAUUUCCACUGUGGCUGUGUACAAGGCAUAAUGUCUUUGUAGGCAAUUACUCAAGUAGCAGUAUUGUAAUGAAAUUUAAUUCAUUUCUGCCUUGUUGGGACUUGACACUAUGUACCUAGACUUUACCUAAAUUACAGCAACAGAUAUUAUUUUAGCAGUGAUUUACAUAUUGUCUUGUCCAAUGGAAUAUUCUGUGUGAUCAGCUUUCAGGUAUUUAGUUGGAAACUCUAAACUUUAUAAACAUUAGCUAUCGGGAGCAGAAUUAGACCACUUGGCCCAUCAAGUUUGCCCCACCAUUCAAUCAUGGCUAAUUGUGGCUGAUCAGGAUUAAAAUUUAUUUGUGAGUUGGUGAUCAUGUGCAUUAGGAUUAGAACUUUGUGUGUUUUUAUUAUGGCCAAUAAUGCAGCAUCUGGAAAACAUGUUGCAGUAGGCCAAACAUUUUUUUUUGAUUACUGAGCUUCUAGAUUUUAAAGCUAUUAUUAGCUGUUAUCCACUCUUUCAAUAAUAUUUACAGGAAAAGUCCAGUUUAUUUUGUGUGGAUAAAAUCAAGAGAAUUUUACUUAGUGAUAUGAUGCAAGUGUGUUGGCAUCAGAUAUACCAUCUAAGCUUCUGUGCUUUUCAGCCUCAGAGCAGAGUCCACUUUUUUUGCUUCCUCUUUGCCAUGUCUAAACUAGUUCACUUCUAUCACUAUCAGUAUGUGGUUUAGACUAUUCUGCAAUUCUUUUGUAAUACCUUUACAUACAUUUAAAUAAAAGU